CCAUUACAAGCUGCAAUUUUCAUAUGAGCUGAUAGGUGGCGCUGUGAACAGGUGGUGUGUAGAGUCCACAGAGCAGGUAUGGCGGACCUUGUCUUGCCGGACGUCCUGGUCAGCAGCCAGCGACACUACAUCCAGGGACGGUACAACGACGCCAUCAAGCUCCUGUCACAGGUGCUGAAAGACAAGGGACGCUCCCUGGAACCCAGGGAGAUCGCCGCUGUCCACUGCAACCUGGCCUCCUGCUAUCUAAAGCUGGGACUCCUGCGAAAAGUUGUCUCCAGUUGUGACUCCGCCAUCAAAGCGGACGCCGCCUCACUGCAGGCGUACCUGUAUAAAGGUAAGGCUCUCCACAGACUGAAGAAGCCUGACCAGGCGCGGCAGGUUUGGGAGUCGGCCCUGGGCAGGUACGGAGACUUCCAGGUGUUGUCCGAGAUCCUGGGCUGUAUCCAGUGUUUGGAGGAGGACAAGUCAGGCCCUACUCCGAGUCAACAAACCAAGGUGAAUGGAGACCAUGCAGAUUAUGGGAGGUCAACGACGCCCCCAAACCUGCAGCAAGGGACAGCAGACCGUGGGGACAGCGAGAAAACAACCGAAGGGACAGCAGAAGGUCAGGGCAAUGACAAAACAGCAGGUGGAACAGCAGAGAGUCAGGACAGCAACAAAACAACAGUAGGGACAGCUGAGAGUCAGGAUAGCACCAAAGCAGCAGUAGGGACAGCUGAAGGUCAGGACAGCACGAAAACAACAGGAGGCUUUCUUGACCCCCGCAGCCCGGAGUUCAAGGUGGGACGGGGUUUCCUACUUGUGAACGAAGGGAACUACGAAGAAGCAAUCAAGCUGUUCAACACCAUCCUCCAGCUGCACCCCAUGACGUACAAGGCGUACGUCGGGAGGGGGACGGCUUACGCCAUGACCAGACAGCUUCUGAAGGCAGAGGCAGAUUUUACGCAGGCUCUCACACUGGAACCGAAGGAGACGGAGAUCUGGAAACGGCGCGGCCAAGUCCGGGCAGCCCUCGGCCAGGAGGGCCAAGCGAUCGAGGAUCUAAACCGAGCCCAGUCCAUUUGUAAGGUGGUGGACGUGGACAUACAGAAGGAGGUCGGACUCAUCUAUCAGGCAAAAGGUGACAACGUUUCCGCACUCAUGCACUUCAAGAGAGCCGACAAGGUUCUCCUGGUGAAGCAAAAACAAGGAGAGCUGGACAAGUCUCAGGCUAAGACAUUGUGGAAUGCCAUGGGCCUCUGUCAGAACAGUCUUGGGUACUGUAUGGAUGCCGUGGUCACCUACCAACGGGCGCUAAACCUUGACCCGGAUUUCCGCGAAUCCAUCGUAAACAUGGCUCAGGCGUAUAAGGAUUACGGAAACUUCGAGAAGGCGGAUGAGCUGUUCGCUCGGGCCUUACGACUGGAUCCGCGCUGCGUGACGACGCUGAACCUACACGGCCUGUGUCUGUACGGCGCGGGGGAGAUUCGCUGCAGCUACGAAACCCACUGCAAGCUUCUGGAGGUCGCCCCGCACAACGAAGACUGUCUGUACAUGCACGGCAUCAGUGCGCAAGCCCUCGGGCUGUUCCGCAAGGCUGUGGAGAGUUUUACCCAUCUGAAUGGCAUGAACCCUGCCCACUGGGCGUUCUACACCCGAGAACUGUGUCUCUUCCAGCACCACCACCUGGACAUGCCCUUAAAGGACUACAACGCAGACAUUGAGUUACACGAGUGCUUCAAGGAGGCGUGGACCAAGAGACUGGACCCAACCCAUCUGACCUUCGACUAUUGCAAGCAGGCUGACUUCAGUCCAGAUAUAGCCGACGUGGACCAGGAUGCAAUGCUUAGUACUGCUGCAAGAGACAUUGCAAAGGUAGCGUUUCCCCUGGGUGACAGGCUGCAGUACGACACCCCGGGGUUCCUGGUGAACAAGAAGCAGCACCGCUGGUUCGGCCUGGCCAUGGUGGACAUGGCGCAGACGGUUCAGCGAGUCUGGAGAGUCAUGAGGAAACAGGACACCAGUGGAAGCAUCAUGGUGACCGGUCGCGCCAGCAGCGGGUGCCGCACCUCCCACGUGUUUGGCUGGCGGGACCUGUUCGACAUCGCGGUGAAGUGGCGUCAGGCCUCGGAACCGAACGACCCCGUGUGGUGGGUGGACCUCCUGAACCAGGAGACCUUCACGGAGGGCUUCGGCUCGCAGACUCCCAUGAUCCUCGGGCAGUGCCAUGUGGUCCGCUACUACCCCUACUGGAAAAAGGCAUUCCCACUUAUGAAGGAUCUGAUGAAGGACCAGUGUAACCCCUCCCCUGCACAGUUAGAACAGAUCAACGAGGCCCAGACCCCGCACGACCUGUACGCCAUCCGGAGCCACGACUUCUACGUGGCGACGCCGUGCCACAGCCAGGCCGCGCCCGGCCGCAUCAUGGAGGGCACCCGUCUUACCAUCCAGAAGAAGACUCGUUACGGCUACACGUGUUCCAUCCGUACGCCCGGUACGCCCGCCAGGUGGAAACAGUUCGACCAAGAGAUGGCGCACGCCUGGGAGAGACUCUGCGAGGAGGCAGUGCGCCCGCAACCCGACACGAGAACCAUGUACGAACUGUCGGCCACGUUAGCGUACUACUGGUACAACUUCAUGCCUCUUUCCCGCGGGUCGGCCGCGUGCGGACUUCUCUCGCUACACGCUCUCCUGUUGGCGAUGGAUCUGCAAAUCGAGCAACCGAUCCCCGCCGGGCUACAGGUGGACUGGGAGGCCAUCUUUCUGCCCACGCCGCGGGAUUUUAUCGGCAUGCUGGACGAAUGGGUCGGAUCAUCACUACAGCAUCUGGAGUCAAGUCCCUUACGCUCACUACCCAACGUCUCAGAAACAUUCCCAACGCUUAGGUCCAUUCUGGAAAUUCUUAAUCAUGAAAAAAGCCUAUAAUAGUUUCUUUACACGUACUUC
This is a messenger RNA of Branchiostoma floridae (Florida lancelet), 2928 nucleotides long. RefSeq names its product suppressor of RPS4-RLD 1-like. The transcript is spliced from 6 exons. NCBI's taxonomy places the organism in Eukaryota, Metazoa, Chordata, Leptocardii, Amphioxiformes, Branchiostomatidae. The record is from RefSeq and is a predicted model, not a curated record. The coding region runs from base 79 to 2907 and encodes 942 amino acids. Gene Ontology annotation, molecular function: protein binding.